AUUUUUAUGUAAAUUAUUAAAAAGAGGCUUACUUAAUAAAUUUAAUAUACUUUCAAGUUAUCAGUUUGGAUUUAGGGAAAACAUCGCCACGGAAGAUGCGAUUCUUUCACUAACAUCAAAAGUUGCCAAAAUUUUAAAUCAGGAUAAACCAAAAUGACUCUAGUACAACCCAGUCCUGAACUCCAAAUCAACAUCAGAAGAGAACUAAAUGAAGAUAUAAACACCAGGGAAUCAGAUCUAGAACAUAUAAAAGAAUGGUUACGGAAGCAACCUCAUUUACCAGACGAAUGGGAUGAGAGCAGAAUUAUGACUUUUCUACGAGGUUGUAAAUUUUCAUUGGAAAAAUGUAAAAGAAAACUAGAUAUGUAUUUUACAAUGAGAACAGCAUGUCCGGAAUUAUUCAGUAACAGAGACAUCACGAAUCCUGAACUAAAAAUGAUAGUUGAUAUUGGACACAUGCCGCCUUUACCAGGAUUAACACCAAACGGCAGAAGAGUAGUUGUGCUCAGAUCCAAAAGAGUAGACGUCGACAACUACAACGUAGCCGAUAUUAUGAAAGUGGUUCUUAUGAUCGGAGACGUCCGAUUAGAAGCUGAAGAAGUUGGCGUAGCUGGCGAUGUCUACAUCUUGGACGCUACCGUCGCUACGGCUACACACUUUUCCAAAAUUAAUCCGAACCUAAUUCGGAAAUUUUUAAUUAUUAUCCAAGAAGCUUAUCCUGUGAAACUAAAAGAAGUGCACGUGGUUAACGUAUCUCCAUUAGUGGACAAAAUAAUCACUUGGAUCAAACCGUUCCUAAAAGAAAAAAUUAGGGAACGUAUUCACGUUCACUCUUCGUUUGCCUCUUUGCAUCAGUUCAUACCAAAGGAAAUUUUGCCAGAAGAAUAUGAGGGUACAGCUGGAAAAUUACAAACUUUCCAUGAUCAGUGGAUGGAAAAACUCAAGGAAUAUACUCCAUGGUUCAAACAACAAGAAAAUAUCAAAGCUGAUGAAUCAAGAAGACCUGGGAAACCUAAGGACCAUGAAGAUCUUUUUGGACUGGAUGGUAGCUUCAGACAACUCACCAUAGAUUAGGUAGAAUAAUUAUAUUAAUUAGUUAGCUCACAAUUUGAUAUAAUCUAAUAUGCAUAAAAUAUCUUUUAAGAGGUCCUUUGUAUCUUUAAUAUUAUCAUCGAGAUGAUAUAGUUGUUUCCAGCAUUUAUGACAUGUGCCGAAUAUACUAUGCGAAUCAGUUUUGUAAUACUUCUUAAUUCUGUCAUGACAGUACCACUCAUAACCAUUAUUAAUGAUUCAAAGCUUUAAAAUGGGUCUCAAAAAAUUCUCAGUAUAUUUCUAGAUGUAUAUUCUCCUUUUUACAUUUAAUGUAUAUAAUAAAGGGUAAAUUUUAAUUGUUUAUGUAUGAUGUUACCAUUAUUUUUUUGUUCUUUUUUAUUGCAAGUGUAAAAGAGUUUAUUAAUAAAUAUUCUUAAUAUUU
Psylliodes chrysocephalus is the source of this 1474-nucleotide messenger RNA. Lineage: Eukaryota; Metazoa; Arthropoda; Insecta; Coleoptera; Chrysomelidae. The record is from the annotation of a GenBank genome assembly.